AUGAUUACUGAAGAACAUCUGCGAGAGAAGUUGAAGACAUCGAUUCCUGAUGUCUACCACGUUAUAGUUACAGAUCUAUCAUAUGGAUGUGGCCAAAGUUUUGAUGUCGUGGUAGUGAGUAACACGUUUGUGGGUAAGAACAAGAUCCAAAGAUCAAGGCUUGUUAAUGGUGCUUUAAAGGAAGAACUCGCUGAUAUCCAUGCUUUCAGUUGUAAAUGCUAUUCUGAGGAAGAGUGGUCAAAGAUAGUAAUUUAA
Messenger RNA from Nakaseomyces glabratus, 255 nucleotides. RefSeq names its product Bol2p (gene BOL2). Gene Ontology annotation, cellular component: cytosol; nucleus. Gene Ontology annotation, molecular function: 2 iron, 2 sulfur cluster binding. NCBI's taxonomy places the organism in Eukaryota, Fungi, Ascomycota, Saccharomycetes, Saccharomycetales, Saccharomycetaceae. Gene Ontology annotation, biological process: intracellular iron ion homeostasis. The record is from RefSeq and is a predicted model, not a curated record.